AUGGAGAUGAUGGACUUUAGUGACACCGGGAAUUUGAACGAAUCUUUAUCAGAGAGUAUAGUGCCCCCGAUUUUACAAGGUUCUUUCGGAAUUUUCGGAAAUCUUCUUGCUCUUAUCCUGCUUUUCUGUUACUCCAAAUCGCAUAAAUGGGGAGCAUUCUAUAAAUAUGUGUUUGCGCUGGCAAUAACAGAUUUAUGCGGACUGUUAUUUCACUACCCCGUAGCCGUUACUAGAUAUGCUUCUAAUUUUGAAUUCGAUUUUCCUGAAAAAUUUUGCUACUUUGACGUUUUUCUAUUCUCGUUUUCUUUUCUAUCAUCCGCCAUGAUAGUAUGUGCUAUGUCUUGUGACCGUUUAUUUGCGGUUAGAUACCCAAUAACUUACAGACGUGGAAAUCAUAAAACUAAGAGGGUACUAUUAGCAGUUUGGAUAUUUUCGGCAAUAAUUGCUUCGUUUCCAUUGCUUGGAUUUGGAUCCGCUAAAAUGUACUAUCCCGGAACUUGGUGUUUUAUCAAUUUUGCAAGCCAGCGUUGUUUGGAUAGAAUCAACACGUACGUUUACUCAAGCCUGUGUUUAUUAAUUCUGUUAAUUACUGUUAUAGCAAACACAGCUGUUAUUUAUUCAAUCUGUAAAUAUGACAAACAAGAUUGCAUAAUAUCGAAUGAUUUCGAAAGGAGGAGAAGGAAGAAUGAUGAAACAUACAUAGUUACGUUAAUGUUGUCCAUUGUAAUAGUAUUCAGCGUUUGCUGGAUACCUUUAGUGGUAGGUACUUGA
Saccostrea cuccullata (small rock oyster) is the source of this 771-nucleotide messenger RNA. RefSeq names its product prostaglandin E2 receptor EP4 subtype-like. Gene Ontology annotation, cellular component: plasma membrane. NCBI's taxonomy places the organism in Eukaryota, Metazoa, Mollusca, Bivalvia, Ostreida, Ostreidae. Gene Ontology annotation, biological process: adenylate cyclase-activating G protein-coupled receptor signaling pathway; inflammatory response; positive regulation of cytosolic calcium ion concentration. The record is from RefSeq and is a predicted model, not a curated record. The transcript has a single exon. Bases 1 to 771 code for a protein of 256 amino acids. Gene Ontology annotation, molecular function: G protein-coupled receptor activity.